AUGGAAAACGAGGAUAAUGCUGUUUUCAGUGGUUAUGCCGGUGGAUAUGAUUCAGUUCCUGGUGUAGGAAUUGUUCCUCCAGCAGGUAUUCCUUUGUCGAAUAUUCAGGCAAAUGGUAAUUACCAAAUAGAAGCUAAUUCAGGACGUGUUGAUCCAAAUAAUUUUCCAGGUGUAGUUCAUUGGGGACCGGAAGAACAUGUGUCAAGUGCACAACUUGAACAAAUUAUUCAAAGUCGUGUGGAAUAA
Molecule: messenger RNA, 246 nt
Organism: Adineta steineri
Lineage: Eukaryota; Metazoa; Rotifera; Eurotatoria; Adinetida; Adinetidae
Source: the annotation of a GenBank genome assembly